AUGGCCGCUUUACCAAAAAGAAUAAUUAAAGAAACAGAAAGAUUAGUUAGUGAUCCAGUACCAGGUAUUACAGCUAUUCCAUCCGAAGAAAAUCUUCGAUAUUUUGAAGUUACUAUAGAUGGUCCAAAUUCGUCACCUUAUGCAAAUGGUGUUUUUCAUUUAGAAUUAUAUUUACCAGAUGAUUAUCCAAUGUGUGCACCAAAAGUUCGAUUUUUAACUAAAAUAUAUCAUCCAAAUAUUGAUAAAUUAGGUAGAAUUUGUUUAGAUGUUUUAAAAGAUAACUGGUCACCUGCAUUACAAAUUAGAACAAUAUUAUUAAGUAUUCAAGCUUUAUUAGGAGCACCUAAUCCCGAUGAUCCAUUAGCAAAUGAUGUAGCUGAAGACUGGAAAAAAGAUGAAAAAAAAGCUAUUGAAGUUGCAAAAGAAUGGACUGAGAAAUAUGCAUCUAAAAAAGAAUAUUCGGAGAAUUAA
Insectozyma verbasci is the source of this 471-nucleotide messenger RNA. The record is from the annotation of a GenBank genome assembly. NCBI's taxonomy places the organism in Eukaryota, Fungi, Ascomycota, Pichiomycetes, Serinales, Debaryomycetaceae.